AUGACGGCUGUACGAACCAGCAUCAACGGCUUCCAUGAAGCGGAACUAGUGGACAUCUCAGUACUGAGAAGUCCUGCUAACCUCGGUGCUAUCCUUCCAACUCUGAAAUCCCUCAACGCUGGUCUCCCUUCGUUGACCAUUGACAGUGAUGAUGCUCGAUUUGUGAUGUUGCAGGCGGCAUGGAAACUGGUCCUGUCUUUAGAGACACCACGGGAAACUAUGCUUAGACACUGUUGGUCUCAAUCUGGUGCUGUUGCUGCUCUGAACACUGGUUCGGUGUCAGGACUUUGGCAGACAAUGGCCAAGAAUGGCGACCGUCCGCAAAAGGUGGGCGAACUUGCUGCAGCAACUGGUGUGGACGAAGUACUGCUCGCGCGUAUAAUGCGCCACCUCUCGGCGAUCCAGUACCUCGAAGAGACUGGCCCAAACGAGUACAAGACCACAAGCUUCACGAAGGCUAUGGCUCAUGAGCUCAUGGCAGAUAGCCAUAUUGCUAUGUGCUCGGGAACAAGUGCCGGCGCAUACCAAUUUCACGAAUUCGCGCGGGAUAACAAGUUCCAUAACCCCGUCGAUGCCCACAACACCUCCAUGAUGCAGGCAUACAAGACGAACAAGGAUAUGUUCCAGUGGCUCCAGCAGAUAGGCUACGGUGAACAAUUCAAUAACCACAUGCGAGCCUACGCUCAAGGCCGCCUGCGUUGGAUGGAUCCUUUGGUAUUCCCCGUCGAGGAACGGCUUAUCGAAGGUGCCGAAACCGCUUUUGACGCACCCUUCAUUGUUGACAUCGCAGGUGGUGUAGGACACGACUUGGUCCAUUUCAAGACAAAUUACCCUGGCCACCCUGGAAAACUGAUCCUCCAAGACUUACCCAAAGUCAUUGGUCAGAUCAAGGAGCUUGACACAAGUAUCGUGCGCAUGGAAUAUGACUUCCACACUCCUCAGCCCACCAAGGCCGCUCGCGCGUAUUUCAUGCACUCAACUCUGCAUGACUGGCCUGACGAUGUGUGCGGGUCCAUAUUGAAGAAUACGGUGGAGGCCAUGAAACCGGGAUACAGCAAGCUCUUGAUCAACGAAAACGUCAUUCCCAAGAGCAAGGCUCACUGGGAGAUGACUUCCCUUGAUAUGGUCAUGCUGACCUUGUUCAACUCUCGGGAACGCACUGAGGAAGACUGGACUGAUCUUUUGGCGGCUAAUGGUUUGAAGAUUGUCAAGAUCUGGCAGGGUGGAAAGGCUUGGGAGAGUCUGAUUGAAUGCGAGUUGGCGUAACACUAUCUAGUCGUACCCCCUAUACGUAACUAGAAGCAGCUCCGGAUCAGCUUUUGAGUUCCAAAAGGAACUAUCUUUCUUCGAGUAGUUUCUGGGAAGUGCACAGUUCUAGCGUGUGGGAGGCUGGUUUGAUAUUUCUGGCUAUCGUUUAGAUAUGAUAUAUAGGUGUCAUAAAUUCAACUUUUCUAUCG
Molecule: messenger RNA, 1457 nt
Organism: Truncatella angustata
Lineage: Eukaryota; Fungi; Ascomycota; Sordariomycetes; Amphisphaeriales; Sporocadaceae
Product: S-adenosyl-L-methionine-dependent methyltransferase
Exons: 4
Coding region: 1-1266 (421 amino acids)
Molecular function (GO): O-methyltransferase activity
Source: RefSeq, a predicted model, not a curated record